Molecule: messenger RNA, 1073 nt
Organism: Oryctolagus cuniculus (rabbit)
Lineage: Eukaryota; Metazoa; Chordata; Mammalia; Lagomorpha; Leporidae
Source: RefSeq, a predicted model, not a curated record
UCCCUUGCCAACAUCAGUCCUGAUGCUGAGUUUGCAGUGCAGUUGUCAAUUGAAGAAAGUUUGACAGAUACUUCCUUAGUGUGCUUUCAAACAGCCCUAUUGUAUACAUCAAGCAAAGGUGAGCAGAGAAUUAGAGUGCAUAUGCUUUGUUUGCCAGUGGUAAGUUCACUAGCAGAUGUAUAUGCAGGAGUGGAUGUUCAAGCUGCCAUCUGCCUUCUAGCAAAUAUGGCUGUGGAUCGAUCAGUGUCAUCAAGUCUGUCAGAUGCAAGAGACGCCUUAGUGAAUGCAGUAGUGGAUUCGUUGUCUGCAUAUGGCUCAAUUGUUUCAAAUUUUCAGCACUCUGCACUGAUUGCACCCAACUUCCUCAAAUUGUUUCCACUCUAUGUUUUGGUACUUCUCAAACAGAAAGCCUUUAGAACAUGUACAAGCACACGCCUAGAUGAUCGUGUGUAUGCCAUGUGUCAGAUAAAGUCUCAGCCACUUGUUCAUCUAAUGAAAAUGAUUCAUCCCAACUUAUACAGGAUAGACAGAUUGACAGAUGAGGGUGCAAUUCAUGUUAAUGACAGGGUUGUACCUCAGCCACCUCUUCAAAAACUGUCUGCAGAGAAGGUGCUUUCCUCAUGGACUGUGGCUCUGUUUUUUACAUUUGGAUUGGAAAAGGCUGUGAAAAUAACUUCAUAGAGGAUGUACUGGGGUGCCCUAAUUUUGCAUCAAUUCCACAGAAAAUGACACAUCUUCCAGAACUAGAUACACUUUCAUCAGAAAGAACCAGAUCUUUUAUAACUUGGCUAAGAGACAACAGACCACUAAGCCCAGUCCUUCAUGUGGUGAAGUAAGAACUUAUGUGACUGAAUUAUGAAGUUAUCUCUUCCUGUGCAAUAUAUGUGAAAUAACAUGUCUUUUAAGCAUACUUUAAAUAAUGUCAAAAUAGAUUCUGGUGGUAGAAUAUUGCUCCUUGAUUAAUAUCUCCUGUGUUCCAUUUUCUAUAGUCUCCACUUAUUAACAGCUUUGUUAAUGAAUAAUUAUUCUUUUUAACAACAUGCACUUUUAGACAAAUGUCCUUUUCUGUUUUU